Molecule: messenger RNA, 918 nt
Organism: Andrographis paniculata
Lineage: Eukaryota; Viridiplantae; Streptophyta; Magnoliopsida; Lamiales; Acanthaceae
Product: AP2/ERF and B3 domain-containing transcription factor At1g51120-like
Exons: 1
Coding region: 1-918 (305 amino acids)
Biological process (GO): regulation of DNA-templated transcription
Molecular function (GO): DNA-binding transcription factor activity; DNA binding
Source: RefSeq, a predicted model, not a curated record
AUGGAAGAAGAAGAAUCAUCAGAUUCAAACUCGAGCUCGGACAUAUCCGAAACAUGGAAGCAAUCGAAAAGCACAGUCAGGAGAUUCAAGGGCGUGAUCCCACAGCAAAACGGACAUUGGGGCGCGCAAAUAUACGCGAACCAUCAACGUAUAUGGCUCGGGACAUUUAAGUCAGAGAUCGACGCGGCAAUGGCCUACGACAGCGCAGCCAUCAAGCUCCGCAAUAACGAUCCCCACCGAAACUUCCCAUGGACUCACAUAAGUUCUCAAGAACCGAGCUUUCAAAACCAGUUCACGACGGAAGUAGUCCUAAACAUGAUCCGCGACGGAUCAUACCCCAUAAAAUUCUUCGAUUUUCUAAGAACUCAACAGGGCGGGGCGGAAAUCAAUUUGCCGAGCAUCAGGGCCGACGGGGAAUUCUAUUGCACAUUACUUUUCGAGAAGGAGCUAACUCCGAGCGAUGUAGGGAAGCUCAACAGACUCGUGAUCCCUAAACGUUAUGCUGUUAAACAUUUUCCUAAUGUACCUAACGAAUGCUCUGGCGAGAGGCAGAGUUUGGAGAAUCGGUCGAGGAGAUUGAAUGAAGUUCAGCUCGAAUUCUAUGACCGGAAUAUGCGACUUUGGACUUUUCGGUAUUGCUACUGGAAGAGCAGCCAGAGCUUCGUGUUUACGAGAGGUUGGAAUAAGUUUGUGAAGAAGAAGGGACUUAAAGCUUGCGAUACUAUCGGAUUCUACUUGUAUAGCAGCCGGGAUUCGCGCUGUUUUGGGAAACAGUUUUUAGUUAUCGAUGUGGCGAGGAAAGGUGGCGGCGAUCGGAGGAGCGGCGGCGGCGCCGGCGAGGAAGAAGGGGUGGUUGAGGGUGGAGAUAAGAAUGGGUGCAAAGCUGGAUUUAGGCUUUUUGGAGUUCAUAUAGAAUAA